AUGGAGACCACCAUAAUCUUAAAGUCAUUUCCUAGUGUCUAUAGAAAGGCAUAUCAAGAAUGUGAAGUAAAUGUGAACACUAUGUGUGAAAUGGGUUCGUGUGGUGUGUCAUUGCUAUCCGUUGCCACGCUUAGAGUGGGAAUAGAAGGAAUCCAGACCACUGUUGAUGGAAAGCACAUAACGUCUUUUGUAUACCAUGAAACUUUGGAGCUGUGGCUACUUAGCGAAGUUUGGAUUUCUAGGGACCUAAAGCUUAUUUCAGUUGUGGCUAGUGGUGAAUCCAGAUCACAUUGUAUUUGGGGAUGGGACGUAAGUGACAUGAACUUUGAAGAUGCCAUGGCAAGGGCCAAGGUUUUCGGCAUUGACUUGCAAAACAAAUUGUGGCCAUACAUGGAAUCCGUGGUACCACUCCCUGGAAUUUACUAUCCAGAUUUCAUUGGUGCCAAUCAAGGCUCACGUGCUAACAAUGCCAUCAAAGGCACUAAGAAAGAACAAGUUCAGCAAAUAAUCAAAGACAUAAGGGAAUUUAAGGAGAAAAACAAGGUCCCUGAGGUGAAGGCCAUCAAAUUUGGCAGUGGUACAACUAAUUCCAAGCUUAUAUUGCUGAUCUUCUUCAAGUCUGCUCAACCAAAACCAACCACUUUGGGAAGUAUGGACAAGUUGAGUCGUUAUUCCUUUCCCGAUGGUUUUGUUUUUGGAGCUGGUACAUCGGCUUACCAGUAUGAAGGUGAAACAAACAGAAGUGGUAAAGGGCCCAACAUAUGGGACACUUUCAUUGAGGAGCAUACAGAGAGGAUCACCGACCAUAGUAAUGCAAAUGUGGCAGUUUAUUUCUAUCAUCACUAUAAGGAAGAUGUGCAAAGAAUGAAGGAAAUGGGAAUAGAUGUUGUCAGAUUCUCUAUUUCUUGGUCUAGAGUGUUACCACAUGGCAGACUAAGUGCAGGAAUAAACGAAGAAGGGAUCCAGUUUUACAACAAUCUCAUCGAUGAGCUCAUAAAAAAUGGUUAUAACCUUUUCCUUUCCUUCGAUGACGAAAAUGAUUUCCGAGACUUUGUGGAGUUUUGCUUCCAAAAAUUUGGAGACCGAGUGAAGAAUUGGAUCACUUUAAAUGAGCCUUUUAUUUUCAGCGUCUAUGGUUAUGACACGGGCGUACAUGCACCUGGUAGAAUUUCAACUCUGGAGAACUCAUGUCCAGGCCAACCCAAAAUCUCAGGUGCCACCGAGGUUUACAUGGUGAGCCAUCAUCUAUUGCUUGCUCAUGCAACAGCUGUGAAAGUAUACAAGGAAAAAUAUCAGGCAUGUCAAGGAGGACAAAUUGGAAUAACACUCGUUUGUCAUUGGUUUGAACCUUACUCAAACAGUGAAGGUGAUCAGAAUGCAGUUAAACGAAGCCUUGAUUUUAUGCUUGGAUGCUACAUGAGUCCUUUAACUACAGGUGACUAUCCACAGAACAUGCAUGACUAUGUUGGAGGAAGAUUGCCUAAAUUCAGUGAAGAGGAAUCUAAGAUGCUGAUAGGAUCUUACGACUUCAUUGGAAUCAAUUACUAUACUACAUAUUACGCUCGGAAUGUUGAUGAUGUUAAUUAUAAAAAUAUUGGCUAUAUGGAAGAUGCUCGGGUCACUUGGCCAGGGGAGAGAAACGGAAUACCAAUUGGUCCACAGACAAAUGCAGAUUGGAUUUAUAUUCAUCCUGAAGGUAUUCGCCACCUAUUGAAUUAUGUAAAGGACGUGUAUGGAAAUCCAACAAUAUAUAUAACUGAAAAUGGAGUUGAUGACGUGAAAUCCUCGUCAUUGGAGGAAGCACUCAAUGAUCCCAUAAGAGAGAAAUCUUACCAAGGCAUUUUUCACAAUGUUCUUAAAUCCAUCAAUGACCAUGGUGUUGAUGUUAGAGGGUUUUUUGCUUGGUCAUUUUUGGAUGAUUUUGAAUGGCAAUAUGGCUAUGGUUCGAGAUAUGGGUUCUACUACAUUGAUUACGAAAACGACUUGAAACGAUAUGCCAAAAAUUCUGUAAAGUGGUUUAAACAAUUCUUGAAGAAGGACAAAAAUAUACAUAAGGAUAAUAUAACAUCAAAGAUUCCCUCAGACCCUCGAAUGAAAAAUGAAUCUGUUGGUAGUCGUAAAAAGCCAAGAACAUAA
Dovyalis caffra is the source of this 2136-nucleotide messenger RNA. NCBI's taxonomy places the organism in Eukaryota, Viridiplantae, Streptophyta, Magnoliopsida, Malpighiales, Salicaceae. The record is from the annotation of a GenBank genome assembly.